AAACAGAACACCCUCACCCCACACACACACACAUACAUACACAAACUCUGUAUCUAUCUAUUCCAUAUCACAAACCACCGAAAUACACCCAAAGUUCACAACUUUACAUCCAAAAUCCAUCCAAAACUUCUUUUAAUUCAUUCUUAAGCUUCUUAUUUCACUCAAAAUCACCAAUAUUCACCCAUUUACCGAUCUUUUAAUUUGUUAGGGUUUUUUUUUAAUAAAAGUUUUGAUCAAUACCCACAAAUAAUUUGUUGAUUUCUGAAGUGGGGUUUCAAAAUUAAGCCCAAAUUUAUGUGCUUUUUUUAAUUAUAAAUUGUUAUAUUUUCAAUAAAUAGAUAUAGAUAUAGAUAUAUGGUGUAGAAUUAGGUUAUUUUGGUUAUGAUGGGAGGAACUGGUGAAGCUGAUAGAAAACGCCAGUUUAGUUCAAUAUCAUCAUCACCAACUUCUGCUGCUGCUAAUGCUAAGAAACACCCUUUUGUGCCUUCUUCUGAAGAAAAAAAGCAGCAAAGCAGCGGUGCACCAGACCAUUUUGGUAGUGCAAUGCCAAGGCAACAUCUUGACACUGUAGUACUCAAAUUUCAAAAUCAAAAACUCGUUCAGAAGUUAGAAUCACAAAAGGUUGAAUAUGUUGCUCUAGAUAACAAAUUCAGUCAACUGAGGGAGAAACAAUUGCCAUACAACAAUACUUUAGCUGUAGUAGAUAAGUCUUGGGAUGAGCUCGUUGAUAAAAUAGAGUCAUGCUCUAUCCACACAAAGGAGUUGUCAGGUCAUGGUCAUGAUCAUGAUCAUCAUAAUAGGAACCCUCCGGCUGCAGGAGUGUCAUAUAAUGAAUCACUACGUCCAGAGGAUGUCUUUCUUCACCGGCUUUUAGAUAAAGGUGCAACGGAGAGUAGCUCUGAAACUAAUAGCAAUCCAAGUCAGGGGCAAGAUUUUCGAGAAUCUACUGGAAACAAAGUUCAGAAUACUUUAAGAAAUAUUGUUCAUGCUAUCGAUGCCAUAUGGACUUUGAAGGAUGGACUUUAUGCCGAAACCGUAAAGAACUUUCCUGAAGUGUCAUGCAGACCAAACACGUCAAUUGAGUUAGAGAAUGAAGUGAAGAGAUUGAGGUUAGGAAUAGGUGAUAUGCAUCUGAAGCACAGGUCUCUAGCAAGGCAGAUGCAGUUCCACCGUGACGCUGAUGCCAAGAAUAAAUCCGAGCUCAGACAAUUGAAGGGGGAGCUGGAGUGCACCAUUGCCGAGUUGGAAGAAAGUAACAAGAAUUUGGCAGCCCUUAAAGCAGAGGCUGAUGCAGCAAACGGAGGAAUUUUCCCUGUACUUCUUGGAAAUAAGCGUGUUGCUAAUGAUAGGGCGAGAGAAAAAGAUAAGGAUGUACAUGAUAUGGAGUUUUUAUUGAAGGAAUUAUUGGAACAAGCUUCUUCCAGACAACUAGAUCUCAAACGUUUACACGAAGAAAGAAUGGACAUAUUAAAAAAAUUAUCGAGUUUGCAGGCUACCUUAAAGAACGUGAAGGGCAUUUUCUCUUCUGAAGCUUUUGUCUUGGUGAAAGAUCAAAUUGCAAAGGCACGAGGAGAGAUAGCAGAAUUUCAAGCUCAAGUCGAGAAAUUGCAGGUGGAGAAAGAUAAUCUUGGGUGGCGGGAAAGGGAGUUCAACAUGAAAGUUGAUAUUACGGAUGUUUUGCGCCAAUCUUCUGCUUUUUCCGACUCUAGAAUUAGCGACCUGAAAAUGGAGAUACAAAAACAAAUUGAUGGAAGAAAGUUGAUUGAAUCUAAAUUGGAAGAAGCAUCAAGAGAACCCGGCAGGAAAGAAAUCAUUGCAAAAUUUAGAGCCUUUGUGUCUUCAUUCCCGGAGGAUAUGGGAAGUAUGCAAACUGAACUAAGAAAACACAAAGAGGCUUCUUCAGAUGUUCACUCAUUGCGUGCCAAUGUUCAAUCUCUUUCCAACAUUCUGGACAGGAAGGCAAAAGAGUUGGAAGCAUUAUCUGGUAGAUCAGCUGCAGAAUCUGCUGAAAUACAGAGAUUACGAGCAACAAUACAUGACUUAGAGGAGAGUGACUUGGAGUUGAAGGCCAUUAUGGAUGUGCACAGGCGCGAAACCAUCUAUUCAAGGGAUAUACUUGAGGCUAGGAACUCAGAAUACAAGGCUUGGGCUCAUGUUCAAAGCCUGAGUCAUUCUCUUGAUGAACAUAACCUAGAAACACGAGUCAAGACAGCAAUUGAAGCUGAGGCAGCAUCUCAGCAAAUGUUAGCUGCCGCAGAAGCUAAGAUUGCUGAUCUAAGGCAGAAAUGGGAAACCUCUAAAAGGGAAAAAUGUAGACUUUCUGAUGUGCUGAAGUCCAAGCAUGAAGAAAAUGAAGCCUACCUUUCCGAAAUAGAGACUAUUGGCCAAGCGUACGAUGACAUCCAAACUCAAAAUCAACAGCUUUUGCAGCAAAUUACAGAGAGAGAUGACUAUAACAUUAAGCUUGUUUUGGAGGGAGUGCGUGCGAGACAGCUGCAGGAUUCUCUUCUCAUGGACAAACAAACUGUGGAAAAAAUGCUUCAACAGGGAAAUGCAUUGAAAGUUUUUUGCGAAACAAAAGCUGAAAGAAUUGAGGAUCAGGUGAGAUCAUGCUCGGAUCAAGUACAGAAGCUAUCUGAAAGUAGGGCUCAAAAGAUGGUUUCCUUGGAAAAUACUCAAAGGAGACUACAAGAUAUCAGAAGAACAUCUCAGCAGCUAACAGACUCGUUAGAUGAAUCACAGAGUAAGGUCGACAGAAGUCGGAUUAGUCUUGUGGAUUUACAGAUCGAAUUCGAAAAGGAAAGGUUUGACAAAAAGAGAGUUGAAGAGGAGUUGGAAGCUUCAAGAAGAAAGCAUUUACGUCUAACGGCACACUUAGACGGGUCAUCAGUAGUUGAAAAACUUCAGCAGGAGCUUAAAGAAUACAAGGAAAUACUCAAAUGCAGUGUUUGCCUUGACAGACCAAAAGAGGUGGUGAUUACAAAAUGUUAUCAUCUCUUUUGCAAUCAUUGUGUCCAGAAGAUUAUUGAAAGUCGGCAUCGGAAGUGCCCUCUAUGUGCUGCAAGUUUUGGUGCUAAUGAUGUAAAACCUGUUUACAUUUGACACGAUUUUUUUGGUAAAUGGCCCAAAUAGACUGCACACAUCUUCAUGUAUAAUAUGAAAAAGGUUUCUAGGGAACGAACACGAACGAUGUUUUCAUUCCCGCACAAAUCUAUAUUGGUUUGCUGCUCCUGGUUUUCAGAUUUUGUCAAUUUUGCAUAGUUUUUUUUAGAUUUUUUAGUGUAGCUGUGAAAGUUUCUUGUUAUGAUUUCAUAUUCAUGUAUUUAGCUAUAUGGUACCUUAUAAUAUGAUCAUUGACUGAUUUCUUGAAUCAAAAAAUUUUGAUUUCAUUCUCCA
This is a messenger RNA of Erigeron canadensis, 3396 nucleotides long. RefSeq names its product E3 ubiquitin-protein ligase BRE1-like 1. The record is from RefSeq and is a predicted model, not a curated record. Gene Ontology annotation, cellular component: HULC complex; nucleus. Lineage: Eukaryota; Viridiplantae; Streptophyta; Magnoliopsida; Asterales; Asteraceae. Gene Ontology annotation, molecular function: metal ion binding; ubiquitin protein ligase activity. The coding region runs from base 382 to 3102 and encodes 906 amino acids. The transcript has 20 exons.